UGGAGCUGGAGAGGGACGCAGGGUUUAAACAGGGCCGCACAGCUGCGACCCUGGCUGACUGGCGGACCCGGGCAAGGAUUGGGUGUGGAGCGGGGGGCUCGUAUUGGCACCAGUGGACCUAGCCCCCCCCCGAGUAGUGGUGGCGGGGUGAGGUGCUCCCUGAGGGUGUGGGUCCUGCUGGGCUCGCUGGCCCUCGUCUUCCUCACCUCGCUCUUCUUCUCCGUCUCGCUGCGCGGGGGCGGCAGCCUGCCGUACCUCGACCCCUCCGGCUGGGAGGAGUCUCGGAGGGUGAAGCUGGUUCCCAGCUAUGCAGGGGUGCAGCACCACCCCGGGCCUGUGGAGGGCGCUCCACAGAAGACUUGCGCCUGCGACCACUGUGUAGGAGACCCUGGAGUCUCGGAUUGGUUCGAUGAGAACUAUGACCCGGACAUCUCGCCAGUCUGGACGCGAGACAACAUCCAGCUCCCCUCAGAUGUAUACUACUGGUGGGUGAUGCUUCAGCCCCAGUUCAAGCCCCACAGUAUCCAGCAGGUGCUGCAGCGCCUCUUCCAGGUGAUCCCUGGCCACUCCCCCUACAGCUCCUGGGACCCCGCCCGGUGCCUCCGCUGUGCAGUGGUGGGUAACUCUGGCAACCUGCGGGGGGCGGGAUACGGCCCCGCCAUCGACAAACACGACCACGUCAUGAGGAUCAACCUGGCCCCCACAGUGGGCUAUGAGGAGGACGCGGGUAGCCACACCACCCACCACUUCAUGUACCCAGAGAGUGCCAAGAACCUGGCUGCCAACGUGAGCUUUGUCCUGGUGCCCUUCAAGACCCUGGAUCUGCUCUGGAUCACCAGCGCACUUUCCACCGGACAGAUACGCUUCACCUACGCUCCAGUGAAGCAGUUCCUGCGGGUGGACAAGGACAAGGUCCAGAUCUUCAACCCCGCCUUCUUCAAGUACAUCCAUGACCACUGGACGAGGCAUCACGGACGCUACCCCUCCACUGGCAUGCUGGUCCUGUUCUUUGCUUUGCACGUCUGUGACGAGGUGAAUGUGUUUGGGUUUGGCGCUGACAGCCGGGGAAACUGGCACCACUAUUGGGAGCAAAACCGCUACUCGGGAGAGUUCCGGAAGACGGGGGUCCAUGACGCCGACUAUGAGGCCCAGAUCAUCCAGAACCUGGUUAAGGCCGGCAAGAUCACCGUGUUCCCUGGGAAGUGAGAGCUCCCCUCCUGGGGAGAGAGGACAGGGGGUGGGGGGCGAGCAGGGUGUGGGGGCAGGAGAGCAUUGAGCUUGGGAGGGUGAGAAGGAGAACCAGGGAAGGGAUUUGGGGACAUGAAGACUGUCAAAAACAAUUCUGCC
Messenger RNA from Hypomesus transpacificus, 1347 nucleotides. It is a transcript of the gene st3gal2, whose product is annotated as ST3 beta-galactoside alpha-2,3-sialyltransferase 2. NCBI's taxonomy places the organism in Eukaryota, Metazoa, Chordata, Actinopteri, Osmeriformes, Osmeridae. The record is from RefSeq and is a predicted model, not a curated record. Gene Ontology annotation, molecular function: beta-galactoside (CMP) alpha-2,3-sialyltransferase activity.